AUGUUCGCACCAGGCACACGCCUCAGUGAGCGACAGUCGAUUUAUUCCCCUUUGGCAGACUCUCGGUAUGCUACCUCCUCAUCAGCUGGCAAUACAGCGGUCGAAAGCUUUGAGCCGCCUAUACUGAAAGCUGAUCGUAAGCAACGAGAUCACGAGUUGCAGCAAUGGCGUACAGAGUUUGCGAUACAUAUCAAAUACUUCCGGUGGCGAGAGGGUGCUCCCCUAUUGCCACAGCCUGUCCAAUAUCCUGGCGUGAACGGUGACAAUCGGGAGUGGGUGAAGCAAUUCAUCAAGCAUGUCGCAAAUGUGCGACCAAUGGUUUCCUUCUUGGCUCGGAACAGGACGCUCGACGAUUCCAUCUCGAUCAAAGAGCUCAAACGUAGGCUACCACUCAUUGAUAUCCUUGCCCUAGCAAUUCUGGUCACGACCAGACCGUACACUCCUCCAGGGAUCCAGCCCAUGCUUGAGACUGUAAUAUGGCAGCCGCAAUGUCGGCUGGACUUUGAAGCCGUGGCGACAGCACUCCGACAACUCAUUGUGCAAUUUCGUAUGCUUGAGCUCCAUCGACAGGACAGUCCAGAAUUCCCUGGGGCAGGGAACAGAUCGGAAGCACUCGACGACAUGUAUGCUAGGUACAUGAGUCAAGCCCUGUCCGCACGCAAUACGGCUUCGCCACAUCCAGAUGCAUUUAUACCACCUGAGAUGGCCCAAAAGCUGCUCAACGGAGGACCACGCAUUCCCAAGACUAUGAAGCGUAUGCUGGAUGAGCUCAUGAGUGGCCUCCCUGCUGGCCUAGACAUGAGUGACGAUGCAGUCGAUCUGUUAUUGAACGAGCUUCGGGAAGAUCAAGCGACAGCUCUGGGCUUACCACUGUGCGUACCAGAAAAGAUCAGCAGAAGCCGCAGUGCGGCAGACUCGGAUGAUGAGGAGUCUGAUACAGCUGACCCCGAGGAACGGGACGACGAAGCGAUACUGGCGAGUAUGUACUCAUUGUUCCCGAAUGAGUCACAGCCGAUGCGUAUGCCCACAACUCCGUUGUCGUCUUUUGUGGGCCAGAAUUUUGGGGAGAACAUGGACGAAAACGUGCAGCACGACCAGCACCGAUCUCACAUCGUUGGAGACUGUACGAACGACGAACCAGAUUCAUCAAGAGCCUAG
Molecule: messenger RNA, 1158 nt
Organism: Recurvomyces mirabilis
Lineage: Eukaryota; Fungi; Ascomycota; Dothideomycetes; Mycosphaerellales; Teratosphaeriaceae
Exons: 2
Coding region: 1-1158 (385 amino acids)
Source: RefSeq, a predicted model, not a curated record